This is a messenger RNA of Thelazia callipaeda (thelaziosis nematode), 1515 nucleotides long. The record is from the annotation of a GenBank genome assembly. Lineage: Eukaryota; Metazoa; Nematoda; Chromadorea; Rhabditida; Thelaziidae.
AUGCAAGAAAUGAGUUCAGAAGAAUGGAAAUCAUCAACAAAGCGGGAGACUCUGCGUGGCAUGGAACAAGAGCUGCGGAACCUCAUCGAAACCGCUUCUGCAGAUCAGAAAGAAGUUAAUUUUGAGUUUUGUUAUGCUGAAGCUAUACAAGAAGAACUCACUGGUUUUCGGGAUUUGUUUUCUCGUUUUUUGCGAGCUAAACCUACCAUCGACUGGAAGAAAAUCCAGCCAUUACCCGAAAAGUCAAUUGUAUCCUAUAAAGAAUUGCAACUGCAUAAUCCUAGCAAAGAUUUGGUGGCUGAUCUGUUAAAUAAAUUGGUGGUAGUGAAAUUGAACGGUGGUCUAGGCACAUCGAUGGGUUGCAAAGGUCCAAAAUCUGUGAUAUCUGUUCGAAACGACUUGACAUUUUUGGAUUUGACAUUGCAGCAGAUUCAGAACUUGAAUCGAACAUAUGAUGUCAACGUACCAUUGGUUUUGAUGAAUUCGUUCAACACGGAUGAGGAUACGAAGAAACUUUUGAGAAAGUAUAAAAAUGUACAAGUAGAUGUUCACUCUUUUUGUCAAUCCAGAUAUCCACGAAUAUACAAAGAAUCAUUAAUGCCAAUGGUAAAAAAUGCUGCUGAUAGCGAUUUGGAGGGAUGGUAUCCACCAGGACACGGUAAUUUCUAUGAAGCGUUCUAUAAUUCAGGACUUUUGGAUAAAUUUCUUCAUGAAGGAAAACAGUUUUCUUUUAUGUCAAAUAUUGACAACAUGGGAGCUACUGUUGAUAUGAAUGUUUUGAACUUCAUAAUACAAGGCAUUGAUGGUCAACAACCCGAAUUCGUCAUGGAAGUUACUGAUAAAACAAAAGCCGAUGUUAAAGGUGGCACACUGAUUCAGUAUGAAAAUCGAUUAAUGUUAUUGGAAAUCGCUCAAGUGCCAAAAGAUUAUGUUGAUGAAUUUAGAAGUGUGAGCAAGUUUAGAAUUUUUAAUACGAACAAUUUAUGGGCAAAAUUAGAAGCAAUUAAACGAGUGGUUGAAAAAAAAGAGUUAGAAAUGGAAGUAAUCGUUAAUACGAAACAUUUGGAUCGUGGCGUUGAGGUGAUACAGUUGGAAACGGCCGCUGGUGCUGCUAUCAAGAACUUCAAAGGAUCUUGUGGGAUUAAUGUUCCUCGUUCGCGAUUUCUUCCAGUAAAGAAAACUUCGGAUCUUUUAUUGUUAAUGUCAAAUUUAUAUGAUAUUGAAAAUGGCAAUUUAACGCUUAGUAAGCUUCGUUCUUUUCCAACAACACCACUUGUGAAGUUGGGCAGUUCUUUUGAUAAAGUGCAAGAAUAUUUAAAGCGUUUUCAAGGCAUACCAGAUUUGCUUGAAUUAGACCAUCUAACUGUAUCUGGUGAUGUUUGGUUUGGUAAGGAUGUCACGUUAAAGGGUACAGUAAUAAUAAUAGCAAAUCAUGGUGAUCGUAUCGAUAUCCCAGCCGGAACCAUUCUUGAAAACAAAAUCGUUUCUGGCAACUUGCGUAUUCUGGACCACUAA